AUGACACUGACCAUCGAAGACGUUGUCACUCAUUAUGUGCUUUCUAGCCAUCCGCGUAAUCGAGCCAUCAUCGAUGUCAAGGACAAGAAAUCAGGAGAGCUUCGUUUUAUCAAAAUCAGGCACAGAUUAUCCAAAUUUUAUGCUGUCAGUUUGGUAGACCCAGUAACAUUUGAAGUGUGGGCUGAAAUCCAAGUCAAGAGCGCUGCAGCUCGCAUCAAACCCAUCAUCUUGCAUCUUGAUAACAAGCAGGAUACAACUGUGGAAUUGAAAGAUACGUCUCGUAUUGGGUUUGAAUGGACAUUUGCAUGGGAGGGAGAGAAAUACCGAUGGGUACGUGAGAGUAGAAUGAGCAAUUCAUUAGAAUGUAGAGCUAUUCGAAAGACAGGUGAUAUUUGUGUCGCACAAUACUUACCUCGUAUGCUCAAGGACGAAUACUUUGGCAUCUUUUCCUUGUUGGGAUACAACAUGCUUCGCUGCAACCUCACGAAAUCCCGUGAACUAGAGUUGAUCCUACUGAUGUCCUUGAUGACUGUGCUUGAUAAAUCAAAUGAUGCUAGCUGGAAGAGAGAUCCUAUUAGUAAAGGCGUCCAGGAUGACAUUCGGAACGGAGGAGGCAGCAGUAGCCACACUAGCAGUAGUAACAGUAGCUUUGUAUCACCUCCUUCGGCUUCUUCGACAGCCAAUAGCCACGGAAUGGAUCACUAUGAAGAUCCGAUCCCUAAAAAAUCUCAGCAAAAGAAACACAAGGUGGAACUAUUGAACGAUCAAAAAUUGCAACUCAUGUUGGAGAAGGAUGUGCGACGAUCCCAAAAACAGAUACAGUUGGACCAAAAGAACCACAAGCCAUCACUGAGCGCUGGAAACAGUCCAAAUCAGACACCAAAGACAUCGCCUUUGCCGACACCAUCGACAUCCACCAACAUCAUGAGCAACAUUUUGUCUCCUCGUCUGUCUCGACAAAAGUCGGCUGCUCUGUUGACCGGCAACACCAAUGCAUCCCAACUAAGUGAUGCUUCCUCCUUAUCUCCCACAUCGCCGACGACGUCCAUUUCAAACCACAGUGGCACAAACAAUGGUGCUGGCAGAUUGUCUCGACUUUUCAACACAUUAUCACAAAUGAAACAAACAAGCGAUAUGGUUAUAAUUGCUCCUGAUACAAAUGCGCCUGCUGAUGAUUUUAAUGCAUUCUAUCCUCCUGCUCCACCACCUCUUUCUGAAGCUACUACCAACGAAUCUCACACUAAACAGCAACAAAAGCAACAGAUUGCUAGAGAUCAGAAAUUGAAAUUGCAACGACAAAAACAACGUCAACAACAACAACAACAAUUGCUAUUAUUACAACAACAACAACAACAACAACAACAACAACAAGCUCAAAUAGACCAGGAUUAUUAUGAGCAGCAUCAUCACUUGAGCUUGCCUACUGGACAAUUAUCUCGAUUUACCAGCGAUUUUGGCAAUCUAGCUAUCAGCAAAACGAGCUAUGACAAUCCACCCAGUCUAAGAAACAUCCGAUGGAAUCCAGAACCUUUGACAUCUAUCGAGACAACAGGCAGCAGUGCUACAAACACAUACAUGUCAUCCAGAGUACCGCAGCAACAACCACACUACCCACCUCCUCAUCGUAGCAAUAGCAACGGUAGAAGGCCACGUAUGGCAGAUCAGCACAGGAGAUUAUCUGCUACAGAGUAUUCCUUGUACUACAAUCACAAUCCACCUCCACCUCAACCUCAACCUCAACCACCCCAUUAUACCAAUACCAACUACAACAAUCGUUAUUCUACAUCAGAAUACUAUACACAUCAAUACCAUCAGCAACAACAAGCUGUCUAUGAUUAUUACCAGUAA
Messenger RNA from Mucor velutinosus, 1848 nucleotides. RefSeq lists its product as uncharacterized. The transcript is spliced from 3 exons. Lineage: Eukaryota; Fungi; Mucoromycota; Mucoromycetes; Mucorales; Mucoraceae. Bases 1 to 1848 code for a protein of 615 amino acids. The record is from RefSeq and is a predicted model, not a curated record.